Messenger RNA from Camelina sativa (false flax), 890 nucleotides. Its product is annotated as putative calcium-binding protein CML40. NCBI's taxonomy places the organism in Eukaryota, Viridiplantae, Streptophyta, Magnoliopsida, Brassicales, Brassicaceae. The record is from RefSeq and is a predicted model, not a curated record. Gene Ontology annotation, molecular function: calcium ion binding.
CAACGUUAUAUACAGAGAGAAUUGAAAGCCGCGGAAACUUUGUGUAUUCUUCUUUGAAUUAAGCGCGCCGUAAAGAUAUUAACAAGUCCGUUCGCAUGUGUAAAAAAAUACUACUAUGGUCAACGUCUCUAGUCCAGCUCCUCUCAUGAAUCUUCUUCUAUAUAUAUAUAUAUUUAUCUAUCUCUCUAUCUAUCUAUCUAUCUACUGCCAUAAAAAAGUUCCAAAGAGAAGAUUCUCUAAACCAUAAUCUUUUUCUCCUCUCUCAAAAAGUCCUUCUUCAUCCUCUAUGAAGAGUGACAACGUUACCAAACAUCAAGAGUAUCAACGUGUCUUUAGUCGCUUUGACAAUAGCCAACAAGGCAAGGUUUCCGUUUCUACCAUCCAAAGAUGCGUCGAAGCUAUCAAGUCUGGCAAACGUCCACUUCUGCCUGAAGACGACACCGCCGUUCCAAAUCCUGCGGAAGCGACGACGACCGAUGACAAAUCCUUGCACCUCGAGGAAUUCGUCAGCUUGGUCGAGGAAGGAGACGACGAAGACAAGGAGAAGGACCUCAAGGAAGCUUUCAAGCUGUAUGAAGAGACGACUGAUGGCAUCACACCAAAAAGCUUGAAGAGGAUGCUUAGUUUGUUGGGUGACUCCAAAACUCUCAAGGAUUGCGAGCUUAUGAUUUCUCAAUUCGAUAUUAAUAAGGAUGGGAUUAUUAACUUUGACGAGUUUAGGGUCAUGAUGAUGCAAUGACAUAUACUACUAUUACACAUACAUAUAUAUAUAUAUAUAUAUAUAUAUCUCAUCUUAAUUAUAUUAGUCUACUAUACUAUACUAGUCUUCUUUACCAAAGGCUUGUAUGAACUCUCUGAAAUUAAUGUACUCUCCCUCUCUAUUACUGCUU